Messenger RNA from Zymoseptoria tritici IPO323, 396 nucleotides. RefSeq lists its product as uncharacterized. The record is from RefSeq and is a predicted model, not a curated record. Lineage: Eukaryota; Fungi; Ascomycota; Dothideomycetes; Mycosphaerellales; Mycosphaerellaceae. The transcript is spliced from 2 exons. The coding region runs from base 1 to 396 and encodes 131 amino acids.
AUGGCGAACAACGAGGGCAUCAGAGGACUGCGCGAGCAGAUCUUCGACAAUGCAGCUUUCCUCUACCCAGACGCCAUCAUAGACCAUUGCGGCUACCAAGCCAGUCACAUCGUCAAACCAUCAGAGAUUUUCAGCAUCGUCAUGCUCAAGCAGCGGAAGCCGAUUCUCGACGCCUACGGUCACGUACAGCAGAACGUCGUACUAGCAGCGCCGGUGUUCUACCAAGCCGUAGUCAUGCAUGGCGAGUUGACCAUUCGCAAGAUCGCUGCUCGCAGCGACCAGAGAGACACGGUUCACGAGGCCUUGGAGUCGCUGUUGGGAAAGCUCGCUCGGCUUACGGCGCUCAAAGUCUUCCACCAGAUUGGCUGCAAUAUUGAGGACUUUCAAACGGAUUGA